GCAGGUGUAGACGUACUCUCUUGUGGCGCUUUGAUAAACUAUAUAAAGAGUGAAUAUCUUCCUUUACUGACAGUCAUCAGCUGGUUGUUCUUCUCUGUGUCAGCCAAUCAUCACCUCAGCAAAGUAUGUCGACUUUGUUUAACGUCUUUCCACAGAUGGCAUCAGGCUUUCCGUUUGCUUUGUUGCUCUGUUUGUCCAUCGGACUGUUGGCUCCAUCUUGUCGUGGACAAACCUCCGGCCCAGGUUCCUGCCCUCCUGGUUGGACUCAGUUUGGCUCUCGCUGUUUCAGUUUCAACUUCCAGGGAAAGAGUUGGGUCAAUGCAGAGAACUUCUGCAAGGCCGCUGGUGGGAAUCUGGCUUCAAUCCACUCAGAAGAGGAAUAUGUAUUCCUCAGAACCUUCAUUAACCAAGUGACCGGUGAAAAUAGACGGGCCUGGAUCGGAGGCUUUGACUCAGUGCAGGAGGGCGUGUGGAUGUGGUCUGAUGGAUCCACAUUCGACUACCAAAGCUUUAGUUGGGAUCAGCCUGACAACGAAGAUGGACUUGAGCACUGUCUUGAGAUGAACUAUCUAGACAAUUGGAACGAUUACUUGUGUGGAAAAGAAAUUCAUUUCCUGUGCGCCAAGAAGCUGUGAGGCCUCCCGCCAUCAUGAUCUCACUACAGCUCAUCUAUAAUCUCUAUCAUUGGUUUGUUGUGCAGAUAGAAACAGCUCUCUGCUGACAGACUCACUUUCACUUGUUGAUUAUCUGAAGAGUUAGGAAACAGUUCACAUUUGAGUUUUAACAUUAGAAGGAAACUGACUCUGAGCUGGACAAAAACAUAAUCAGUUAUUGGACUUUUAAUCUAGUAAAUAACACAAAAUUAAAUACAGAAAACAUUCAAAUAUUCUGACAUCUUUUCCAUUUUAGUUUAUUGAAUAGUGUCUGUUAUAAACAGCUCCCUCUGAUCUCAUGAAAUAAAACUUAAACACUUA
Messenger RNA from Perca fluviatilis (European perch), 974 nucleotides. Its product is annotated as galactose-specific lectin nattectin-like. Gene Ontology annotation, molecular function: signaling receptor activity. Lineage: Eukaryota; Metazoa; Chordata; Actinopteri; Perciformes; Percidae. The record is from RefSeq and is a predicted model, not a curated record. The transcript is spliced from 7 exons. The coding region runs from base 126 to 635 and encodes 169 amino acids.